AUUAAAUUUCGCACGAAAUGAAAUUCCACAAACGUAACAUUCUAUGAACUAUCUAUCUCCUUCUUCUUCUUCUUCUUUUUCUUCACCUCCAUUGUUUAUGUGGUCAGUAGUUGUUGGCACUCAUGUCCAAACCAAAACACAUAUAAAGGAAAACAAAGAAUUCCUAUGAUAACCCAAAACCAGACAACCAAAGGUUUCUCAUAAAACCUAAAAUUCUCCGAAAACAAAUCUUUACAAACAUGAAAACUGAGCAACACUAUGCCAGUAGAAAACUUUCACCUUCGUUACAACCUAAGAUCAUCAAAACGGCAAAACCCGCAGCGUAUUUUAUUCUUCUUCUGCUAACCUACUCCUUGGGUUACUUAUCCCACCACCCUGCUUCCACUUCAUUACCACUCGCACCGUCAUCACCACCACCACAAUUACCAGAACCUGAUAUUCGUUUCGCAAUCAACACCACCGAGUUGAACCCGUUCCGAAUCACCACUCGCUGCGCCGAUCCAAUUCCGCCGGAGACAAUCCGACGGACUCUCGUGGACCGCCUCUUCAACGGCACCUCGCCGUUUGACAAUUUCCCGCCGCCGCACGCGGCGGAGAAGCUGCGGCGGACGAAGAGGGUGAAGGGUUGGGGCUCCACCGGUGCUGUGUUCGAGAACCUCAUCCGCCGCGUGCGGCCGCGGACCGUCGUUGAAGUUGGUACGUUCCUCGGCGCGUCGGCGAUUCACAUGGCUGAGUUGACUCGCCAACUCGGUCUGCAAACUCAGAUCCUCUGCGUGGACGACUUUCGCGGCUGGGCCGGGUUCAGAGAGCGGUUCAUGAACAUACCCAUGGAAAACGGUGACGUUUGGCUCUUUUACCAGUUCCUUCAGAACGUGGUCACUUUUAACCAAACCGGGUCAGUUUUACCUGUUCCGUUUUCAAGCGGGUCGACCCUGAUGUUGUUUUGCGAGUGGGGCGUGUACGCGGAUUUAGUUGAGAUCGAUGCGGGUCACGAUUUUUUGUCUGCUUGGGCUGAUAUCAACCGGGGCUUUCGGAUCCUCCGACCCGGGGGGGUUAUUUUCGGGCACGAUUAUUUCACUGCAGCAGAUAAUAGAGGGGUUCGGAGAGCCGUUGAUCUGUUUGCUAAAGUUCACAAUCUGAAGGUAAAUAUUGAUGGUCAACAUUGGGUCAUUUAUUCUUCCUAAUGUUUAAAAUUUCCUAUGUGGAGUAAAUAGGUAUAACACGUUGAUUCGAUUAUUGGGGGUGUAUAAAUUACAAUGAAGGUUCAAUUUGAUUCAGUAUUUUGUUUCUCUGCACUUUCAUACAAUACAAUUCAUAAUUUUCUCUUUC
Molecule: messenger RNA, 1329 nt
Organism: Vigna unguiculata (cowpea)
Lineage: Eukaryota; Viridiplantae; Streptophyta; Magnoliopsida; Fabales; Fabaceae
Product: S-adenosyl-L-methionine-dependent methyltransferases superfamily protein
Source: RefSeq, a predicted model, not a curated record